Molecule: messenger RNA, 3436 nt
Organism: Mytilus californianus (California mussel)
Lineage: Eukaryota; Metazoa; Mollusca; Bivalvia; Mytilida; Mytilidae
Product: von Willebrand factor A domain-containing protein 7-like
Exons: 21
Coding region: 144-3182 (1012 amino acids)
Source: RefSeq, a predicted model, not a curated record
GUAUUCAUAUGUUAUUAGGACCUAACUGAAAGAAGAAUUAAACAAAACGUAGUAACAAUACUAACCAGGAAGUGUCAAGAAAUAUAAAUCAGCCAUUGGUAAUAUGUUUUUGACAUGAAAUGACUUCUAAAUAAAACAUCAUCAUGAUAAUGCCAAUAAUAAGGGCAUUCAUAUGGAUGAUGAUACUGCAAAACCAUCCAUCGAUAGGAUUUCCACCAGAUGCCUUAACCGGAAGUGCCUCAUAUACUAAACACCAUGCAGAAAUAACACGUGUUGCCAUUCGGAUUGCUGUUGGUAGAUAUAUAAAGGAUAACAACUUGACAGUGAUAGAUGAUACAACCGAUGUAAUUGACGCAGUGAAUACAUUCUUCGGAAAUGAUUCAGAUGGAUAUGAGAAAUUCAUUGAAAAGGAAACUGAUAUAAUAGAAAAUGUAAAGGAUCAGGAAAAGUCGAAAGAAGCUCAUAUUCACUGCAAUUCUGAACAGAUUGAAUUGGCUCACAACCAUGUUAUAAAACUGAGAAAACAAAUUGAGACGUUUGCACAAAGUACGGAACCAGAUCUUUCUUUGAUACGCAAAAUGAUUGGAAAGUGUAUUUACACAAUACAAGCUUUUUACAGCGGAACUAAUUGGGUUGAAAUGAAUGGGGGGAAUAUUUACAAAGAUUUCGGUGUUCAAAAUAAGGCUUUAAUGACUGUUGCGGGCACAUCGGUGGACACUUGCCAAGAUUGUGACAAUUCUGGGACUAAUGAUAACUCCUGCGAAAACAAUUUGUUGGUGACUGAUCUGUUAACUAGUGGAUACCAGACAGGACAGGAUGUUCAACCUCCAUAUAAAACGAAUGACAACUUUAAUCAGGGAAAGUGUGGAUUUGGAGGCAGUACUGACACAGAAAAUGGUUAUCGAACUGCAAAAGGUGGAAUAAACAAAGAUAGAUUAGACCCUAAGUACUCACCUCAUCACCAUCUACAUUAUGAAGCAUUUAUUGCUGCACGAAAGGCAACAGAACAAUUUCUAGUAGAUCAAGAUAUAGGUAUCAUAAACGAGUUGAAUGUAGACACAUUUGCACAGGUAUUUGGUUUGGUUAAGCGAUACCAGGCGUCAUUUGGCUUUGUGAUAGACGACACUGGCUCUAUGGGGGACGAAAUUGAAGAAGUUCGAAAGGCAUGCAUAGACAUUAUAACUAAUGUUUAUGGUACUCCAAAUGCGCCAUCCAAUUACAUUUUAGUUACGUUCAACGACCCAGUGAAGCAUAUUCAUCGCCUAACGACCAAAAACGGACUAGAAAUGAUAAGUGCACUUGGUAAUCUGAGUGUAGUUGGAGGCGACGACUGUCCAGAGUAUGCAAUGAGUGGAUUAGAGAAAGCUAUUGACUUAUGCCAAGAACAAUCCACUAUAUUCUUCUAUACUGAUGCUCCAGCAAAAGACGAAGCAGAGAAUAAGACUGUUAUAGAUGCUGCAAAAGAGAAAAAUGUUGAUCUUCGACUUUUCUUGCAGAAUGAUAUGUGUGAUGCCCUUCGAAAGAAAAGAGCUACUGGUCGAACAAAGCGUGAUGUGGGAUCAGAUGUAUAUUCUCUAGUGGCAGAAGGAACAGGAGGUGCAGUUUACAGAUUUGAUACAGCGGAACUGGGUGAAAUGAUGAAACAGAUAAGUGAGGAGCUUUUUCCAUCAGCAACUGCAAUUGUGGACAUGUUCGAGCUCAAGGAAGAUGACGAUAAUUCUAUUUCGUUUCCAGUCGAUUCAAUGUUAAAUAAUAUUAAAAUCACAGUGGUUGGUGCUACUUCUGCUGCUGAUGUUGAUGUUGAAUCUCCAUUUGGAUCUGUACUGAUAGAUGAUAGUACCAGUGUGUAUUUUGAAAGCCCAGAUGAAGUAGUUGUUACUGUUUCGAAUCCAACUUCUGGUAUAUACAGGUUAAUAAGAACAGGAAACAACUAUUGGAGUGUUAAUAUAACAGCUCAAACUUCUGUAGAUUUUCACUAUCUUAUAACAGAAGAAGCAGAAGAUGGCUACUUAUAUAGAAUAUCGGGAAAUCCAAUCGUAGGCGAAAGAUAUACAUUAUAUUUUAAUGUUUACAACCUACCUGUUGGUAUGGACGCAUCAGCCGUGCGUUUGACAACGAAUGAUUUAGCAACAAGCUAUUUAAAUCUAACACAGAUGGCUGGGGAUUUUGGAACCACAUAUUUCGUUUCAACGACUCUGUCUUCAGAUCUUUACGAGAUAAGUAUUUAUGGAACAGAAAACAGUGGAAAUACAUGGAUGAGGACCUCACCUCAUUUGAUAUCUCCGACCACCGUUAGACUCAAGUUGAUUUCAACACCAGAUCUAUAUGUGAACACUGUUGGUACCGUAUCCUACACUGUAGAAAACAAAGGAUCAGAGAAUGAAACCUUUGUUAUGGAUGUAUCAGAUGACAGAGGAUUACUGACCGGCCAGACAAGUUUUACACAAUUAAUAAGUAGCAACGGUUCUACAGAAAUAAUAUUUCAAAUACAGGGAUCUAGCCUAUAUAAUACAGUGACGUACUCUACUACAGUUCGUAAACACGGAUCAGCUAGUAUUAUUUUGAGGGAAAGUCAAACACUAUAUAUUAGUCAAGAUAUUCCACCAUCCUGUUCGGUUCAAGCAUUGGUCGAAAUAUGUGAUGACUUGGGUAACACUUCGUGUUCAGCAGUUACAUGGGAUGCACAGGCAACAAUAACAUUUGCAUCUGAGCUGUCAUCUAUUGCUGGAUCAAAAGGAUUGAUUUUUGUUACUAGCAGUGUAAAUUUAUCCCCGAUAAAUAUAAAUGUCAGUGGAGAUUGCUGCACUCCAUCAGCAUACCUUACAGUAAUUGAUAAAAGUAGCAACUUUGCCAGAUGCCAUUUUUAUCUCGGUGACAUUAAAUAUGUAGAGAAAUCGGAACCAGUGUUGUCAACAGCGGAGCAGAUUGCUAUAGGUGUUAUUGCCGGUAUUGUUGCAAGUUGUUUAUUUGCAUUGUUGAUAAUUGGAAUAAUUGUAUAUCGAAAAGCAAUUAAACCUACAUUAGAGGACAGUAAAAUCAACCCGAUUAAAGCAAAGGGUAAUUCAUAUCCAGAGAAACAGAUGCAAGAUGUUUUUGAUGAUUUUUGCGAUGUGUCAAACAGACCGCCAAUUGCAACAACAUUACAACAACCUUUAGAACUUGAGGAUCUCGAUCUAGAAUAGACUUGGAAAGAUUUUACUUUAUAUCAAUUUUGGUUAUGACAUCUUUGUUUUCAUUAAACAAGUUUUUUUUUACUUUAAAAUCAUACUUUUUCAUGUUUUUGGAAUUAAUCAGUUUGAAAAAAACAAGAUAUACAUUGGUAUUUUUUUUGUUUAUAUAAAUUGUGUGACUAUCGUGACUUUGAAGAAUAUAUUUUGUUGUUCUUUUUAAGAUGAAUAUUCAAGAAUAAACACCUGACAUUGUUUUUUUAAUUAGA